Molecule: messenger RNA, 1006 nt
Organism: Elaeis guineensis (African oil palm)
Lineage: Eukaryota; Viridiplantae; Streptophyta; Magnoliopsida; Arecales; Arecaceae
Product: MOB kinase activator-like 1A
Source: RefSeq, a predicted model, not a curated record
GCUCUAUUGCCAGACUGUCUCGUAACCCUCUCCUCCUUUCUCUCCCCUUCUCUCUCGUCAGCAACAAUUCCAUAAAGAUCGAAGCAUGGAUCAAAAGGACAAAGAAUCCCCCAAUGUUUGAUGUGGAAGAGUAGGAGAAGGAGAAACAGAAAAAAUUCUGUAUAGUAUUGGCAGUUAUCUUCUUUCAAAAAUGAGUCUUUUCGGCCUCGGAAACAGGAACCAGAAGACAUUUCGGCCCAAAAAGAAUGCUCCAUCUGGAAACAAGGGGGCACAGCUGAAAAGACACAUUGAUGCCACAUUAGGUAGUGGGAACCUAAGGGAGGCUGUACGAUUACCACCUGGGGAGGACCUUAAUGAAUGGCUUGCUGUCAAUACUGUUGACUUCUUCAAUCAGGUCAAUAUUUUGUAUGGCACUCUCAUAGAAUUUUGCACACCAACCAGCUGCCCAACAAUGUCAGCAGGACCAAAGUUUGAGUAUAGGUGGGCUGAUGGGGUUCAAAUUAAAAAGCCUAUCGAGGUUUCUGCACCAAAAUAUGUAGAUUAUUUGAUGGACUGGAUUGAAUUGCAGCUUGACGACGAAAACAUAUUUCCACAAAAACUUGGGGUGCCAUUUCCUCCAAAUUUUCAUGAUGUUGUCAAAACGAUAUUCAAGCGUCUGUUUCGGGUGUAUGCUCAUAUUUAUCACUCCCAUUUUCAAAAAAUUGUGAGUCUGAAGGAAGAAGCUCAUCUCAAUACUUGCUUCAAGCACUUCAUUUUUUUUACAUGGGAAUUCCGUCUGAUCGAUGAGGGCGAACUUGCACCUCUUCGUGAUUUAAUUGAAUCUAUCAUUGUUGCACUUUGAAAAAUAAUGACAACCCUGAAAAGUAAUGGACAAAAAUAACCAACCAGGAUCCUGGUUGCUCUCUUUAACCAUUAAUGUUCACAGGUGAUGAUUGUGAAGAAAAAACAUAGAAAAUAAAAGCAACCUCUUUGAUCUUUUUGAUUGAUUGAAACAAGACCUUAAAAA